Molecule: messenger RNA, 748 nt
Organism: Aedes albopictus (Asian tiger mosquito)
Lineage: Eukaryota; Metazoa; Arthropoda; Insecta; Diptera; Culicidae
Product: cuticle protein CP14.6
Exons: 2
Coding region: 98-574 (158 amino acids)
Cellular component (GO): chitin-based extracellular matrix
Molecular function (GO): structural constituent of chitin-based larval cuticle
Source: RefSeq, a predicted model, not a curated record
UAAAAGCCCCCGGUCAGCAUCCGAAACGAUAUCAGUCGCCCAAAGUUUCCCGUUCGCUUAUCAUCUCUAGUCCGUAACCUUUUCUACAAGCCUGAAAAUGUACAAGAAACUGUUCAUCACGUGUUUGGUGUUGGCCCUAUCGAACGCCGCUCCGAUAGAGGAACCGGCCGCCGAGGUCCGUGUCUCCCGCGAUGCUCCUGCACCUGCCGCAUCUGAUGAUGCCAGCGCAACCAUCCUGAACCAAGAGCAGAUCAUCAACGGGGACGGUAGCUAUGCGUACAGCUUCGAAACCAGCAACGGAAUCCGUGCCAACCAGCGCAGUGACAACGGCAUCAACGCCAACGGCGAGUAUUCCUACGUUGCUCCGGACGGUGUGGAGUACCGCGUGACGUACGUUGCCGACGAGGCCGGAUUCCAGCCGAUGGGUGCCCAUCUGCCGGUGGAACCACCAGCACCGGACCAUGUCAUCAAGAUGCUGGAGGAUCUGCGUGCGGCCAACAAUCCGGAGUUUGACCUUGCCAGCCUGGAUGCCACGCUUGCUCGGCUGAAGGCCACCCAGACCCAGCAGGGUUAAGGGGGGAGUCGGUGAGAAAGGGGCCAUACCGGAUGGCUGUGUGAUGAAACGUUGUUCCACGGUGGUGGAAUUUUGUACAUAUUUCAAACAUUAAAAGAGACAGGACGAAUAGUGCAAUGCGAUUAUAGUUAGUAAGAAAGACUGUAAAUAUAUAUUUUGUUAUCUAAAAUUUUA